Molecule: messenger RNA, 256 nt
Organism: Anisakis simplex (herring worm)
Lineage: Eukaryota; Metazoa; Nematoda; Chromadorea; Rhabditida; Anisakidae
Source: the annotation of a GenBank genome assembly
GAGGAGGCGCAGAGUGGUCUUGCCUUCAGGCUGGCAAGGUUUAAACCGGAUCCGGAAACCGGAAAGCACUCAAAUCCGGCCCAGAAAUCACUCAAUCACAGAGCUGCUCUGUGUGGCGGAUGUCUCGCUGUCUGGACUCUCUAUGCACGUGUAUGCUUUCUCACCCACUUCGACGAGAGUGCAUAGCCGGCGGUGGAGAGCGCAGACGAAACGACAGUGCGCUGCGUCGCAAUACUCCAACGAGAGAAAUUUAUAA